GAAAGAAGAAGAGCCGGCUACUAAUAUAUUGGGGGGUGGGAUGAGGAUGGUGCUAUGUUUGUAGCUUGUUCUUACAAGAGUUGCUUAGAAUUUAAACUUGUCAUCUACAGUAGAUGGCUGCUUUAUUCUGGAUAGUUCUAAAUCAGCUGUUGUCAAAACCAAGAAGUCUCGAAUUGUGGAGAGCCUGCAGCCAAAAAAGGGAAAGCGACAUAGCCCGUGCUAAACCAAGAAUAAAUAUCGGCGUGGCUUUUGAGAAAUGGUGACGACCCUGAAGACUGACGCAGAGAUGUUUUUUUUUUCUGCUGAACAAGUAAUGACAGUUCAGUGGCUUAGUAGGUAGAUAGCAAACAUUAGCACACAUGUUCACUUGAUUCAGCUAGGUAUUGAGUUUCCUAUGUUGUUUUUUUGUUUCGCUAUGGUCAGUGUGGUAAACUGCACUUAUUUUCUGCUAACUAUGAGAGAAAGCAAUUCACCUAAACGCCAAGAAAACCAUACCCGCUGCCACCUCCGCUGUGAAGUAUUGGAGCUAAUAUACAAUACAUACUUAUAUCUCGAACCAUCAGAUACAUUCCAACCUAUAUAUAAAAAUAAAUUUAAAAAAAACUCAGCAAGUAGCUUGCAAUUUUAUGUUUCACACAGAGAUGGCGAUAGAGAGGCAAAAAUUCAGAACUGCAUCUUUAAAAAUCUCUUCAGAUGCAAAAAAGAUACAUCUCAUGAUAGACUCAUAAAAGGAAUAUAUAAAAUGUAAAUAAAUAAAUAAAUAUAAAAAGUCAACUCCAGGCCGAUAGCAGUUCUGACCUCAGUUCUGUAUUGGAGAAUGGCAAUAAAGUUGACUGGAGUGUAGUGAACUUGGCCUCUGUAAGGACUGUGAGUUUGAGUUUGGAGCUCUUGAAGGUAGCACAGUGGGACAGUACUUUGUACAGUGUUACAUAACACUGCUGCUGCAUGUUAGUUUGCUGAGAAGAGUUUGCUGAGAAGAGUGGAAGCACAACCAAAACUCUGCCAUGCGUGUAGCGAUCAUCGGAGCUGGGGUUAUUGGCCUUUCCACAGCCCAGAGUAUUUACGAGCAUUACCAUGACAAAAUCAGUCCCUUGAAUAUAGAUGUCUACGCAGACGUCUUUACUCCUUUGACCACCAGCGAUGGAGCAGCAGGACUGUGGCAACCAUACCUCUAUGAUAAGGGCAAUAUCCACGAAACAAAAUGGAACAAAGAAACAUUUGAUUACCUUCUGAGUUUCCUCAGUUCUCCCGAAUCUGUUACAAUGGGAAUAUUCCUGCAGUCGGGCUACAACCUGUGCACCCAGCAUGCCCCGGAGCCAUCGUUUAAAGAUAUUGUGUUGGGUUUUCGGGAACUCACCCAGCGUGAACUUGAUAUGUUUCCUGGAUAUAGUUUGGGUUGGUUUAACACUGCUAUAAUGCUGGAAGGGAAGACGUAUCUGCCCUGGCUCAUGAACUGGUUGGCAAAAAGAGGCGUGACAUUUCACCACAGAAAGAUCCAUUCAUUUCAAGAGUUGGCAGAGAGUGGAGCGGACAUUGUCGUCAACUGCUCAGGUGUUCGAUCAGGUGACCUCCAACCUGAUCCUGAGCUCACUCCAGGCAGAGGACAGAUCAUCAAGGUCGAUGCUCCUUGGAUAAAGCACUUUAUUCUGACACACAAUUUCACAUCAGGCGUUUACAGUUCACCGUACAUCAUCCCAGGGAGUCGUCUAGUGACAGUUGGGGGAAUUUUCCAAGUGGGAAACUGGACUGAACAGAACAAUUCCAUCGACCACAAAGGCAUUUGGGAGAGAGCCUGUGCAUUGGAGCCAAGCUUAAAACAUGCUCGCAUAGUGGAGGACUGGACGGGUCUCAGACCUGUACGCAGUAAAGUCAGGCUGGAGAGAGAGACCAUCCCAUACGGACCCAGUGUGAUUGAGGUAAUCCAUAACUACGGUCAUGGGGGCUACGGGCUGACGAUCCAUCGUGGCUGUGCUGAAGAAGCUGCCCGUCUUUUUGGCGAGAUCUUGCAGCAGCAAGCCAAGGCUAAACCUCGACUCUAAUUCAACUGUUAUAUAAAAGAUAUUACUCGCCUAUUCGAACUAAUUCAUCCAUAAACAAUGAUCCAUAUCAGUCUGUAAUUUAAAUGUAAAUCUGCUAGUGGAAACUCAUAAAUCAGCAGCGGUAGCAGAAAUACAAAAAUAUCAUUUUAAAAGAUUGUUUAACUCAAUUUAUACCAAUCCUAUCCAAUGAUUAACCAAAGGAAACAAACAAACAAAACUCUAAUAAUGCAAUAAAUAGAAUUACACACCGUU
Molecule: messenger RNA, 2291 nt
Organism: Ictalurus punctatus (channel catfish)
Lineage: Eukaryota; Metazoa; Chordata; Actinopteri; Siluriformes; Ictaluridae
Product: D-amino-acid oxidase
Exons: 11
Coding region: 1005-2039 (344 amino acids)
Molecular function (GO): FAD binding; D-amino-acid oxidase activity
Source: RefSeq, a predicted model, not a curated record